Molecule: messenger RNA, 1967 nt
Organism: Cokeromyces recurvatus
Lineage: Eukaryota; Fungi; Mucoromycota; Mucoromycetes; Mucorales; Mucoraceae
Product: glycosyl hydrolase family 47-domain-containing protein
Exons: 9
Coding region: 22-1902 (626 amino acids)
Biological process (GO): carbohydrate metabolic process; N-glycan processing
Cellular component (GO): endoplasmic reticulum; Golgi membrane
Molecular function (GO): calcium ion binding; mannosyl-oligosaccharide 1,2-alpha-mannosidase activity
Source: RefSeq, a predicted model, not a curated record
CCUUCUUUUCCUAUUUAUCAAAUGUUUCUAUCUUAUGCAAUAAAAUUAUCAAAAAGAUGGAAAAUUAUUCUAUUUACCUUAUGUGCCCUAAUAUUACUUGGUCACUUAUGGAUAUUAGCCUAUCCAAGACCAUCCCUGAUAUCUAAUCAUAAUCCUAAUUCACUACCACCAAUGGAUAAGGUGAAUAAAGAAGAAAAUGUUAUAACUCAAAUUGAAGAAGAAUUACCAACGCCUGAAAAGAAAUCGAUUUUAUUUGGAUUUGGUGGAUUUUUAUCUAAAUUACCUAAACUUCAAUAUGAUUUUGGCCCAGAACCGAUAGAAUUUACUGAAUUUAGAGAGAAAAGAAGAGAAGCCAUCAAAAAAUCAUUUAUUCAUGGCUGGAAAGGAUAUAAAACCUAUGCUCUAGGUCAUGAUGAAUUAAGACCUUUAAGUAACAAACCAAAGAAUCCAUUUGGUGGCUGGGGUGCAACUAUGAUUGAUUCACUUAGUACCAUGUUGAUCAUGGAAUUAACAGAUGAAUUCCUUAGCGUUAUACCACGUUUACAUAAAAUCAAUUUCAAAGUCGAUGAAGAGAUUAGUGUUUUUGAAUCUACCAUCCGAUACUUGGGUGGUUUUUUAAGUGCUUAUGAAUUAUCAGAUAGAAAACAUGAUAUUCUAUUACAAAAGGCCAAUAAAUUAGCACAAGAACUUUUACCAGCCUUUGAUACACCUUCAGGAUUACCACAUCAUCUUUGGAACCCCUUAAAAAAUAAGCCGAACAAUGAUGAAACGUUGAUUGCAGAAGUGGGUACAAUUCAAUUAGAAUUCAUGAUGCUUUCUCAACUUACAGGAAAUCCUAUCUAUGGACAAAAGGCACAAGCAAUUACUGAUUACUUAGACAACAUGGGGUAUGAACAUGGACUUUAUAUUCAAGGUUUAUUUCCUACCGUAAUUAAUGUUCAAAGGGGUCAUUUUAAAGAUGCAAUAUCUACAUUUGGUGCAAUGGGCGAUAGUGCAUUUGAGUAUUUCCUUAAAGAAUAUUUAUUGAUGAAUGGAGCAGUUCCACAAUAUGGUCAAAUGUAUAUUCGAUCUAUUAAAAAUAUGAAAAAGUAUAUGCUUCGACAAGUACCAGGCUAUGACUUAUUGAUGUUGCCUCCUUUUGAUACACAAUAUAAAACACAUAGAGAUGCUAUGGAUCAUUUAACAUGCUUUGUACCAGGAAUGCUUGCAAUGGGGUCAAAAACAUUUAAUGAGCCAGAAGAUAUGGAAAUCGCUAAAGGACUUUUAGAGACUUGUGUCUAUAUGUAUCGUAUUACAAGUACAGGUUUAAGCCCAGAGAGUUGGGUUAUAUCUAAUACUGAAUCAUACAAUCCACUUACAUUCAACAAGACUAAAAAUGAUCUUGCUAAGCUUCGUGAUUGGUGGUAUGAGGAUAAUAAGACAGUGAUAAAUCAAACAUACACAAGUCAAGAAGAAAAUAAAUCAGGUUACGUUAUUGACUAUGAAUUACCUUUAGUCAGAGAAAGACCAAGAUCUUUAUAUUUCGGUGAUAAACGAUACAUGUUACGUCCAGAGACUAUUGAAAGUCUAUUUAUCUUGUAUCGAAUGACAGGAGAUCAAAAAUAUCAAGAAUAUGGUUGGGAGAUUUAUAAAGCGAUUGAGAAAUGGUGCAAGACAAAAAGUGCUUAUGCUGCUAUUCGUAACGUAGAUGUGAAUUUGACAGCCAAUAAUACAAAUAUUGAAUUUAAUCAAAUCGAUUCAAUGGAAAGCUUUCUUUUUGCAGAAACCUUUAAAUAUUUAUAUUUACUCUUUAGUCCACCAGAAAUCGUUUCUUUGGAUAAAUUCAUUUUUAAUACUGAAGCUCAUCCUUUUGUUCGUAAACAAUGGAACUGGAGCAGAAUCUUAAAGGGGGAAGGAGAAUAAAUAAAAUAAAGGCCUAUUUUUUUUUAUACAUAUUUAUAUAAAUACACAUAUAUACAUGUAUACAC